AAUAAUCAGUCGGAAUUCGGUUGACUGCAUUACUCAUUCGUGCUUGUAAUUCGACGUAUUACGUGAGUCAGGAGAUAGUGAUUUUGUACGUAAUAAAAGUGUGUCAAUGAUAUAAAUUAUAUUAAUAAUCAUCUUGUUCAAUAAUGUCUUAAAAUCUAUGAAGGAAAAGGUUAAGUGUGUUUCUAUGGAGGGGAGCACUGACUCUCAUACGAAUGCCAUUGUCUCUCAAUACGCUCAGAGAUUAAUUGAAACGCGCUUUUCACGACGCUCGGUCACGUUCGAGAGGCUCUCUUCGAAAAUGUUGCCGCAGAUCGCGGCCGCUGCCAUUUUAACGAAUAUUGCCAUUUUGGAACUGUACAAUAUUUACCUGGUUCAGUCGGAAAUGGAUUCCGCCUCAUUAAUUUACGAGAAUCCUCUGCAUCGUGUAUUCGUGUAUGGUACAUUGAAACGAGGAGAGCCAAAUCACGGAUUGAUACAAAAUGCAGAGUUUGGUUAUGCAAAAUUUUUGGGAAUUGGACGUACGAUUAAAAAGUAUCCACUUGUUAUCGCAACGAAGUACAACAUUCCAUUUUUAUUAAAAAAACCAGGGAUCGGAAACCAAAUAUUAGGCGAGAUAUAUGACGUGGAUACUAAAAUGCUAACAAAGUUAGAUGAAUUGGAAGAGCAUCCCUCGUUUUACGUUAGAACAGAAGACGACGUCCUACUGUCACCAGAGUCGGAAAUAAAGUCAGGAAAUAAUUUCGACGAGAUGGCCGAAUCGACAAAGGCGUGGAUAUACUUUUUACCAAAGUUCAAACCAGCUUUACUUGAAACAACUAUGUAUACUACAUACAGUAACGAAGGAAGUCACGGGUUGAAGUAUGCCGAAAGGACUGAUAUAAAUACGACGUGUAAUGAAGCAUUAAACGACGAAGAUAUUCCUUUGUCUCAUUCUAGCGACAACGACACGGCAAAACCCGAAGACUUACUUUAAUGGAUUUAAUUAUAAUAAUCAGAAUUUUGAAGCAAGUGUCCAAAAGCAUAAAUGGAUAAAUGAAGUUGAAAUUAAACAGCAAUUCAUUGAUAAUUGAUUUUUAUUAAAUUUAUCGUCUUUCGCCACGUAA
Cephus cinctus (wheat stem sawfly) is the source of this 1103-nucleotide messenger RNA. RefSeq names its product putative gamma-glutamylcyclotransferase CG2811. Bases 158 to 973 code for a protein of 271 amino acids. The transcript has 7 exons. The record is from RefSeq and is a predicted model, not a curated record. Gene Ontology annotation, molecular function: gamma-glutamylaminecyclotransferase activity. NCBI's taxonomy places the organism in Eukaryota, Metazoa, Arthropoda, Insecta, Hymenoptera, Cephidae.